GGCAGCUGGCCGCGGAACAGCUCCUCCCUCCCGGUGCACGGCUCCGGACCUCAACACUUUCUCCCAACACCACUUUUCCCGCACACCUCCGCACGCACGCGCCUCCGCACGCACGUGCCUCUGCACGCACGUCUGCGCGUCCACGCUACCCAGGGCACGAGGGGUCGGAUCCGGGUUCCCAGCCUCUGUCACCCUUCCAGAUCUCAGUCCGCGAUGGAGACCUGGUCCGGCUCGCGCCCGUGCGCGCGCGCGUGUCUGGGUCUGUUUCUGCUGGUGGCCGCGCACUGCCCGCCACACGCACGCGCGGAGAUAAGUUGCGCAUCCUGCCGGUCGCCGGUUCGACUCCACCGGGGGGAGUUCCCGCCCGGGGUGCGCGCGGACUUUGGAGAACUGGGAGCUGAGGACGCCCGUCCGCGCACCCCGGAAGUGCCCCCCCACCCCGAGCACGCGCCCCCCAGGGCCAGGAGGAGCGCGAGCACGCGCCCGGAGGAGCCCAGGCUCAGCAGCAGCACGUUCGCGCUCGCGGGGGACUCCGCGCACAACCACGCGGUGGUUUACUGGUCCGGACGCAACAGCAGCGUAAGUCCACCGACCCCCCCCCCCCCCCCCCCCCCCCCCCCCCCCCCCUUCCCUGGGUUCACGUGCGCCAAACCUGCCGCUACACGCGGUAAACUCCGUGCUGCGUGCGUUGUGCCGCGUGCGAUAAAAGCUGAGUCUGAGCUGGGGUCAGCCGGACCGGUUAAGGCCAUCAGCAGCCCGGUAAUCAAACGGGAGCCUGAUGAGACCAUCAGCAGCUGGAUGUGA
Menidia menidia (Atlantic silverside) is the source of this 804-nucleotide messenger RNA. NCBI's taxonomy places the organism in Eukaryota, Metazoa, Chordata, Actinopteri, Atheriniformes, Atherinopsidae. The record is from the annotation of a GenBank genome assembly.